This is a messenger RNA of Eriocheir sinensis (Chinese mitten crab), 4486 nucleotides long. RefSeq names its product two pore channel protein 1-like. Gene Ontology annotation, cellular component: membrane. The record is from RefSeq and is a predicted model, not a curated record. Gene Ontology annotation, molecular function: monoatomic ion channel activity. Lineage: Eukaryota; Metazoa; Arthropoda; Malacostraca; Decapoda; Varunidae. The coding region runs from base 682 to 3285 and encodes 867 amino acids. Gene Ontology annotation, biological process: monoatomic ion transport; transmembrane transport. The transcript has 20 exons.
CAGCUGUCAACAGGUGGAGGGGGAGUGGCCGCCGCCUCCGCCGCCGCCAAGCUCAUCUCGACGUGACCCGCGAGGCUGUGAGGGAAGAGGCACAAAGAACUGUACAUAACGAGAGAAGAGGAAAGGAAAGAGGAAAGCAAGAGCCCCAGACGGUGAAGGAGCAGACAGUCGGGUCAAUACAGCAGGAUCUAAGCCCUUCCCUGGUAACAGAACGACAUUUUUUUUACAGCAAAGGAGACAGUUCAAGGGAAAAAAAAGAAAACAAUAAUAAAGUAAGCCCGCUACUCACUGCUCCUAAAGAGUCUACCACCAACAGCCACUAGCAUUUAACACUGACGGGGUCCUAUAGGCGGUGGUCCCACAGGCUAACUAGCCGCCUAAAACACUCCAGGAGAGGGACGGUUGCCCUCCACGCCUGCCAUGGCCCAGACGUGAUGGAUUUAUCUGAGUGAAUGUAAUACUUGCAUCGAAUUAAUUACCGUAGUACCUCUAACUGUGUACCAAAGUGUCCAGAGUCCACAAGUCAUAGGUGCAGGCUGUGUGUGGGAGAAGCCGCGGCACAUGAGGGGCAGUGAGGUGUGCUGCCGCCCGAGGGUUGGAAAUGACGGUACGGAUUUGUUGGCUGCUACAACACACUGAGUCCGUGUCUCUGCCCUAGCUCCCUGCCAGGCACACAUCAUAAUGGAGACCAUACAGGAGAACAAUGAGGUCCUGAAGGUGGUCAUUGAUCAGGCCAACUCCCACGCUGCUGACUCCCAGGACACACCAGACGCAGCGGCACCCGCGCCUCCACCAAGAGUCCAACAGAGAAGAAAGUCUUCCCUAAAGCUGCGCAAAGGGUCGCUGGAGGAGGACGAGAGCCCCAUCAGCGUUGUGUACAACCCCCGGGUGGAUGUUGUUGAGCUAAAUAAUAUAGCCGAUGGGACGGCGACCAUUGACUCCACCAGCGAACCCCCAAUAACAGACCUUAAUUUGCUAUUGGCAGCAACUUAUGUUGAAGAUGCUAUUAAUGGCAGGCAUUCUGACUUCAAGGUGUCAGAAAGACACUUAAAACUGUACCGCAUGUAUCAGAACAAAUGGGGACAAGUAGCCCUUUUCUUCUUUAUUCUGAUGCAUUUUUUGCUUACCCUGUUUGAAAGACCUGCUGUGCCAGGCCUGGAGAUGAGCUAUUGGGUCACAAUGCUCAUGGAGACGGGGAUCCUGCUCUUCUAUGCAUUCCGCUUGACUCACAUCAGCAUCUUCACUCCUCUGACCAGAUUUUGGUCAGAUACGAAAAAUAUCUUAAUUGUAAUACUAAUAGCAAUUACCUUUUUAGAUAUGGUUAUAUAUAUUGGCCUAACAGAGAGUGGAAUCUAUGCUGUCCGAUUCUCAAGACCUUUGCGUCCCCUGUUUGCCGUCAACUUUCCUGAGCUGCGGCAGAUAAGGAGAUCUUUCCGUAACCUGCGGCGCACCCUGCCAGAUGUGGUCAACGUACUGUUCCUCUUUUUCUUCAGUCUGGCCAUCUUUGCUCUGAUGGCCUACAAACUGUUUGGUGGAAGAGGAAUGACCUGGGUGGACGGGAGGCCAUACUUUGAGUCUUACUGGGACAGCAUCUUUGACCUUUAUGUCCUGGUCACCACAGCCAACAACCCGGACAUCAUGAUGCCGGCCUUUGACCUCUCCACGUAUUAUGUGAUCUUCUUCGUGGUGUUCCUAGUGAUCUGUUUCUUCAUAUACAUGAACAUCAUCCUGGCCGUCAUCUACAACAACUACAGGAAACACCUAAAAAAUGAAGUGAGGAAGGCUGUGUUCAGCAAGCGUCAGCAGCUCGGCAAGGCAUUCAAAAUCCUCGCCCUUGAGCUGAGGAACAAGCAGGUGGUGACGAGAACCAGGUUUGUGCAGCUGAUGAAGUUUCUGGACAGCGAGAAGAAUCCAGCGCUCAUCAAUGUUUUGUGGAUUGUCUUGGACUCAGACGGCUCGGACUACCUGGAGAAAGGGGAGUUCCUGAAGCUGGCUGACCUGCUCAACGUGGAGGUGUCUGAGGUGGUGGACCGAACCAUCUUCUUGGCCCACUUUUUCCCCACCAUUUACUACUCCAAACCCUCAAAACUCUUGUGCAAAGUUGUCAAGAACAGGUUCUUUGGGAUUUUCUUUGACGUGCUGACCUUCACCAACGCCAUUGUGAUUGGAAUAUCAAACAGCGAUGAUACUUGGGACGAUGCCGCUGAAUGGGCCUUCCUCUCACUCUUUAUGCUGGAAAUUUUCCUGAAGCUGUAUGCCUACGGCUCACGGCGAUUCUUCAGGAAAGUGUGGAAUGUGUUUGAUUUUGUGGUGAUCGGUGCAGCCUUCAUCUUAGGAGUUGUGGAAGCCAUUGUAGCUGAUGAGCAGGAGAGUCGCCUGGCGCUGGACGUGCUGUUGGUGCUGCGAGUGCUGCGUCUCGUCAAGAUUGUCGGCAGCGUCAACCGCUUCAAGGUCAUCGUGCACACCAUCACCAAGAUCCUGCCUUCCCUUCUCACCUACGGCGGCGUCAUGAUGGUGUUUUAUUACAUAUUUGCCAUCGUUGGAAUGGAGGCGUUUCAAGGGCUGGUCAAAUUUUCCGGGUACGGCGAAGGUUCUGAGCUGUACUGUGGAAACGAGAAGCUGCAGGACUCUGACUUCUGGCGGGACCACUACUGCAACAACAACUUCAACGACAUCAUCCACGCCUUCAUCGUGCUCUUUGAACUCACCGUUGUCAACCAGUGGCAUGUUAUUGCCUAUGGGUACGCCACCGUGACUGACCCGUGGGCGAGGCUGUACUUCAUUCUCUUCCACCUGACAUGUGUCAUUGUGGUUCUCAACAUCUUCACGGCCUUCGUCCUGGAAGUGUUCCUCCUGGAGUACACGGCCAGCUGCCAGGGCUACCUCGAGACGCAGAUGGAAAAGAAGAUUCAGGAGAUGGGGCUCAGCUUCAAAAAACAACGGCCGAGGAAAAUGUCAACGGUGAGCCAUGAAAAUCUGGUGGUGUCUGACAGCUCGGAGUCUGAGGAGGAAACCGACUCCCCGCCCCCAGCAGCGGAGGACACUGCUGGGUCGUCCCCCGGAGUCUCACAGUUCUACACUAACAGCAAAGACAUCUCCUCGGAAACUGAUGUCCGCUUCCACAUCUCAAAAAGGCUGAAGAAUGUGGAGGUCCUGCUACAGAAGAUGUUUGAGAAGGAGCUGAGUGUUCACGACCUCGGCCCAAACAUUGAGAGCCUCGACCACGACCUUGAAGAUGAAGAGAGUUACCUGGCAGGGCAGAACCGCACUCUCUGGAGCCUCUAGUGAUGCUGCUGCCGCCGCUGCUUUGAGGUAUCAGGAUGGGUUGCAUUGACAGAGGGAGAUCAUAGGAGGGUAAAGCUCAUAAGAAUUUAGUUAUGUUGUUGGUUCAGGGUGUGGGUUGCCUUGUAGACUGUGCUCUUAAUGAUAUGAAUUGAUGUAACGAUUUUGAUAUAUUUGAUGUAUUUAUAUAUUUUGAUUAUUCUUAAAAAAACUAAAUCGGGUAAUGUAAUUUUAUAUGCUUUUAUUUAUAAUGAAUUUGUUAGCAACGUUAUGAAAGAUUCGUUUGAAUCAUAAUCUUAAUAGAGCAAGGUUGUACAGCACAUAAGAAAAGGGCAGUUUUUCAGCCAUUCACUGUGGGCUGGAGGUGACAGCUGUGCUAGUGUUUGGGGGUUAGAAUAAAGAUAGCGACCAGUUUUUGCAGUCUGUUGUAACUAAAGAAUGUACAUUUUUUGCAGGUAUUGUGCCUUGUAAAUGAAGAUGUACUAGUGAGAGUAACUCAGUGACUUAAACGUAAGCAUUACAAGUAGUGUAGCUGACUUUAAUUUACAGGAUGUUAGAUAACUGUAGAUCUGAUUACUUUAGCUCUUCCUUCCUUCCUUCAGCAGUGAAAUACUCUUCAUGGGAUAGUUUACUGCUCAUCACAGCUGUGCCAUGCUGAGUCAGAUUUGCCAAAGAUGCUUCUACUAGGUCUGUUAGUUGUGUAGCACUGUUAUUACUGACAAUAACUUUAGAUUUUACUGAUAUUUAAAAUUUUAUGCUAUUUUAAUUAUAAUAUUUAAAUGAAUGCAGCUAAAAAUGAGUAAAGUCAUGUAUCACAGGUGCUUAAAUUAAUAUCAUGGUGUCUCUUAUGAUGGCGAUACAAUGGUUAAUUGCUGUUUGGGGCUAUUGACAGUUUGAGUUAUUGAAUUAUUAGAAAAUUAAUGGAGUGUAUAUUUCAUGCGCAGGCAAAUUUUGUGACAUUGCAGUAAGUCUGUGCCAAUUUCUGUAUUCAGCUUCAUAAGAUAUUCUUCAAUAUUUUUGCCUCAGAUAUUCUUUAAUACAAGCUGCACGUGACCUGGGGUGUAAUGAUGAUGCAUGACCAUGAGAUUGCUGCAUCCUUAAAUCAUAUGUGCAUAUUGUUAAGUUAAAGCUGUUGUCUUCUGAUGUGUUAGAUCUGAUUUUAUGGAGAUGUGAUGCUCACUCAAUAUAUUGUAUAAAAUAACCA